Hydra vulgaris (swiftwater hydra) is the source of this 2764-nucleotide messenger RNA. Its product is annotated as neurexin-1. Lineage: Eukaryota; Metazoa; Cnidaria; Hydrozoa; Anthoathecata; Hydridae. The record is from RefSeq and is a predicted model, not a curated record.
CAGAGUCACUAACACUAGAGCCAAGCCAUUCAAUGUAAUGAGCAUUAAAGUCACCAACAACAAGGAUAUUCGCUGAUGGAUAAAGAGAGAGUGCUUGGUCAAUCUGAUCAGAAAUACCAUCGAAAAGAGUGCAAUCUUGAGAUAAAGGAGAGUGGUAUGAGCAAAAAAAAAAGCAAUAGAGUGAAGUGGUGCUAAACGAAAGCACAUAAAUGAAUAGUCUGUGGGGUCAAAUCUGACAAAUGGGUGAAUUCUUAUGAAUGUAGAUGCCCAGGCCGAGCAUGUGACUAUUGGAGUCUUCACAAACUAAAGGAGGAUAACCGUCAAGGUUAAGAUCACAAGAUGAGACAGCUGAACUCAAAUUAGUCUCACAAAGAACAAGUAGUUCUAGUAAACUUUGCAUGAGAUAAGACUCAACAGAAGAAAAGUUACUUCAAAGACCUUGAAUAUUGGUGAAUGAUAGGUUUAGAGAACUUGAUGAUAACAAUGGUUUUUUUUUGUUUUAUAGUUUUAGGUACUGUAUUCAUUUUUAAAUUUGUUAAAGAAAUUGACUCAAAACAUAGAUGUACUCAGUCAGAGUUGCCAGAUGUCCACAGGUUUGGCGCUGUAUUCUCCUCAGUAAAAGCCGGACAUCUGGCAACCCUAUACUCAGUACACUGUUUAGUAGUCCAAACAAUUGCCUCAAUACUAUUAAUAAACCCUAAGUCGUAACAAAGGACUCCAAAUGGUCUUGACAAUGCACACCAAAAGUAGGAACAGGGACACCAUCCAUGUGCAACUUGGCAUUGUUAUUACUCUGAUAUUUUAUAGCUUGAUGGAAUCAGCCUCUCUGAGAGCUACCACAGAGUUUAGGAAACCUGACUACCAGCUGGCCUCAGAACCAUAAAACAGAGUUCUAGAGCUGUAACCUCAUUAGAAGAUAAUAGAAUGAGUUGCCUAGUCGUAAAAACAAAUACACAAGCAAAAUCUAUGCAUUUAUCAAGAAGGUCCACCAUUCAAAAUCUUAAACUGGAAACAAUCCACUAUAAAUACAAAUGUGACAAACCGUGCAUUUCCACAAUAUGAAUAUUAUUUUUGGUUGCAACAGACAAUAAAUCAACUCAGUUAAGAGGAUCGUGAUCAUUGUUAUGAGGAUCAAAGUACUGGCAAAAAAGUACUGGUGAACAAUAGGUUGCUCGUCGUUUUGAUAGAUUCAGUACUACAGAUGUUAUUGUUAAUGAUAACCAGUAUCACCAUGUUAAAGUUGGAUUAAAAGACAAUAGAAUCUAUCUUGUUUUAGAUGAAACUCAUACAAUAACUGAAAAUGAUUUCGAUAGCUCAUACAUGGGAAAUUUUUUACUUUACUCUGGCGGAGCACCAAAAGUAUAUACUGAUAGCAAAGAAAACAGUUUUAUUGGUUGUGUAACACAGUUUCAAUUUCAAGAAUCAAGUCAAUCAACUUUUUAUACUCCAAAAGUACAUCAAGAGAAUGGAACAGGGCUCGGAUGUGAAGACAGAUGUCUCUCUCAAAGUACCCAGCAAUGUUUGAAUAAGGGUAGAUGUUUGAAUCGUUAUGUUAAAACAAGUUGUGAUUGUAGAGGGACCGGGUUUCAAGGCGAAACCUGCCAGACACCGUCGCAAUCAUUGCAAUUUCAUGGUGGUCACUUGAUCUGGAAACCACAUGCAAAGCUAAAUUAUUACAACACUGAGAUUUUUGUUCGGUUUAAAUCAUACCAAAGUUCAGGUAUUAUUCUAUUCAUCAAAGCUAAUCAAUCAAAAGAUGGAUACAUACUGCUUGAACUACACAAAAAUGCCCUGGUUUUACGUUCUAAAUCAAAAGAUGACAUUGAAGAAAUAAUAACUCUUGGAGAUAAUCUUAUCAAUGAUGUUGUAUGGAGAUAUGUUAGAAUCUUUCGAAAUCACCAGAUAAUUUCACUAGUGUUUGAUGAUGGUAUUUCAAUAAGAAGUUAUACAAAAGAAAUGCAUCAAAUUUUCGAUGUGGGGAAUGACUUAACAGAUAUUUUCAUUGGAGGACCUCAAGCUCUUACAGAGUCUCGUAGCCAAACCAGUUUCAAGGGAUGCAUGCAAGACAUAAUUAUUUCCCAGGUCAACUUAGUUGAAAAAGAAGCAAAUAAUUAUGGUGAUAUUGAAUAUAUGUCAAAUGUAAAAGAAGGAUGUUCACCAGCAUUCAAUUCAAGUUACGAUACGUCUUUUCCAAGUUUACCAUCUAUUGAAACUUCAGAAUAUAAUUCUUCUUUUCACAAUUUAUCUUUGCAAAUUACAUUGAAAAAGGAAGAAACAACGCCCAAGUAUUUUAGCGAGGAAAGUUAUAAGAGCAAAUCAAGUAACUUUAUGUGGAUUGUUGUUGGUACGUGCAGUCUUAUCAUUGUUUUAAUAUUUAUUGUUGUGCUUUUUAUUCGGAACAAAUACCAUAAACGUCAAAUCGAACGAAAAGAAAUUCGAGCUCAUUUUCUGAGAGAGACAGACGAUGAAACGCUGCCAAUAACAGCGGCUUCAGUCAACAGUCGUACAAAAAAAAGAUCUUGCGAUUUACAAACGUUUAGUCCAGUGCGGAAAGCGUUUUAUGUAUCGUCGACGGAUGUUGAUAUAUUACGAAAAGAAAAUCUUGUUUAAAAAUUUAACGAUAUUAAAUAUCUUAAAUGAGAAAUAACAGUAUGUAAAUAGUAUAAUUACAUUUGUAAAUAAUAAAUUUAUGUUUGUCUCUCGAACAGUAGAUAGUAAAUAAAAAACAAAUAAUCUAAUAAAACAAGAAUAGUUUCAUGAUCAA